UGAUGGAGUACGGAGAGCAACUCAGUGCUGCAACUAUCGGUGAUUUGGGAGUUGAAACUCAUUUUCAAGAUGGAACUCCACUAGAUGAAUUGAAAAGUCACUGUCUGCAGUUAUUUCCAAAGACAAGAGCGGCAUUUCGAUCGUUGGAAUUAAAACUGGAAACGUUAAAGCCAAACGACGACGAACUACCUAGGAUAGAGGUCUUAAUAGAAAAGCUACGAGGACCGAACAUUAUUGGUUUGUUUGUUAGUGUUUACUCUGAUGUAUUUAUAUCUAGGUUUGAAAAUUAUCGCAUAUUCGAAGACCUAGCUCGAAGAAAAGUUUCCUCUUUAGAGACGCCAGCAAUGACAUGCUUGGAAGAAGUGACAGCCUUAGUGCACAACGCAUUUGUUGAGAUUGCUGGUAAGCAAUUUGGUAGAUUUCAAUUUCUUCGCUAUUUGGUGGUUGAAAUAGUAAACGAGCUAUUUCAAAAACUGAAGGAAGAAGCUCGCCAAGAACUGUCUAGAAUGAACGAGGCAGAAAAAGUCAUUUACAGCAGUGAUACAACUUUCACAGACUGUUUGGAUAAAUUUUCGAAUAUUUACCGUUUUGGACAGAUCGAAUUGCCUUCUCAAUUAACUCAAUCAGGUACCGAUCUUGAGAUGGGACGGGAGCUUAGCGGACCAUCUAAGAGUCCACGUUUUGCAAAUAAUUUCACGCUUACAGAAGAACAAGGAAUUCAAUCCGAGGGAUACCGCCAUUCACGUCAGAAGGCGACUGGUGGAGGACAACAAAUGUUACGCAAACUAAAAGCAUAUUUUAAAAUAGUAAGUGGUCGACUGAGUGACGCUGUUCCCCAAGUGAUUAUGCACAAUCUUUUCAAGAAAUUUCCGCAGCAAGUCAAAGUCAAGCUUAUUUCACACUUUUCCAAAAGCCAGGCAGUACACGAAGACAAAGUGGAUGAAAAGGAAAGAUCAGUACACUGGACGGUCGAUAGGCUAUUGCAAGAAGACGAAGACCUGACAAGGCAUCGUGAAGAGCUCCACCAUAAAGUGGAAAGGCUUCAAGAAGGAGAAAGAAAGUUGAAAUCUUUUCUAAGUACACCGUACGGGAUGUCGUCUUGACUUCAAUGCACUCAGAAAAUGUCGUGAAGAGACUGUAGAACUAAAUGCUCGAUGCUAUAGCUCGAUGACCUACGUAUUGAUGAUGUUCAAUGUUUGUUGGCAUACGCUUAUAAUCCUUGUUGUUAUGAAAUACUCAAAACUAUUGAAAGACGAUCUUCUUU
Messenger RNA from Corticium candelabrum, 1264 nucleotides. RefSeq names its product interferon-induced GTP-binding protein Mx-like. Gene Ontology annotation, cellular component: microtubule; cytoplasm; membrane. NCBI's taxonomy places the organism in Eukaryota, Metazoa, Porifera, Homoscleromorpha, Homosclerophorida, Plakinidae. Gene Ontology annotation, molecular function: GTP binding; GTPase activity; microtubule binding. The coding region runs from base 3 to 1103 and encodes 366 amino acids. The transcript is spliced from 6 exons. The record is from RefSeq and is a predicted model, not a curated record.